AUGGCAUCCGAAGCCUCGAACCCGGAAGCUAAGAAGCUCACAGUUGAAGACCUUCCCGAUCUCCUCGCCAGCGACAAUUCUGUCAAGCUCGCCGGCAUCGACGUCGACGGGAUCUUGCGAGGGAAGCUCGUCUCCAAGAAGAAGUUCCUCUCCAUCGCCUCCAGCGGCUUUGGCUUCUGCUCUGUUAUCUUCGGCUGGGACAUGCACGACAAGACGUACAUACGCGAGCUCAAAAUAAGCAACAGUGAGAACGGAUACCAGGAUAUCAUUGCCGUGCCAGACCUGAGCACCUUCCGACGAAUCCCCUGGGAGAACAAUGUGCCCUUCUUCUUGGUCAGUUUCCACGACCCCGACACCAACGAACCCGUUUCGGCGUGUCCACGGGGUUUGUUGAAGACACAAUUGGAGAAGCUGAAAGCUCGGGGAUAUGGAGCCAUGGCUGGUGCCGAGUACGAGUUCUACCAAUUCAAAGCUCCCACCGAACCUUCCGGCACCUCGACGACCUCGACGGCCGCCUACCUUCGUGACAACGCACCCCAUACGCUACCCGCUCUUACGGAAGGCAUGUUUGGGUACAGCUUGACCCGGCCGAUGGAGAACAAGGACUAUUACUACGACAUCUUCAACACUUGCGACACGUUCGGGUGUAAUAUCGAAGGGUGGCACACUGAAAGCGGGCCGGGGGUUUUUGAGGCGGCGUUGGAGUUUGGCGAGAUCAAGCAGAUGGCAGAUCGCGCGAGUCUGUUCAAAUACGUCGUCAAGUCGGUGGCCACAAAAUACGGCAUCACGCCAUGCUUCAUGGCAAAGCCAAAGCAGGGCCUACCAGGUAACUCGGGCCACAUGCAUAUAUCGCUCGUAGACGCCACGAGCGGCGAGAACCUGCUAGUCCGCGACCCUCCGGACCCGGACCCCCCCUACCCGGACGUCGCUCGCCUGUCGGACCUGGGCCGCCACUUCCUGGCGGGCAUCCUGGACGGCCUGCCCGACGUGAUGCCGCUCCUGGCGCCGACGGUCAACAGCUACAAGCGGCUGGUGGAGAACUUCUGGGCGCCCGUGACGGUGUCGUGGGGGCUCGAGCACCGUGCCGCCGGCGUGCGCCUGAUCACGCCCCCGACGGCCAAGCCGGCCGCCACGCGCCUCGAGGUCCGCGUCCCCGGCGCCGACGCGAACCCGCACUUCGUCCUGGCGGCGCUGCUGGGGCUCGGGUGGAGGGGCGUCGAGAGGGAGCUCGACCUGCCGUGCCCGCCGCUGGGGAGGGGCGAGGACGCCGGCGGGGCGGGGGACGCGGGGGAGAGGCUGGCGAGGAGCCUCGGGGAGGCGAAUGCGCGGUUCAUGAGGGCCGGGAGUGUCGCGCGGGAGGUGUUUGGGGACGCGUUUGUGGAGCACUUUGGUGGGACGAGGGAGCAUGAGAUUCGCCUGUGGGAGGAGGCCGUUACGGACUGGGAGGUGAGGAGGUAUAUCGAGACGGUGUGA
Messenger RNA from Phialemonium atrogriseum, 1473 nucleotides. Its product is annotated as putative glutamine synthetase. Gene Ontology annotation, molecular function: glutamine synthetase activity. NCBI's taxonomy places the organism in Eukaryota, Fungi, Ascomycota, Sordariomycetes, Cephalothecales, Cephalothecaceae. The coding region runs from base 1 to 1473 and encodes 490 amino acids. The record is from RefSeq and is a predicted model, not a curated record. The transcript is spliced from 4 exons.